UCAAUCAUACAAUGAGAAGAAUUAAGUAAACUACUCUCUCUCGUCACUGCCCCUUUUGCCACAACAACUGCCUCCGGUCUAGUCACUGCCAAUUUGGCACAACAUUUGCCUCCGCCAUCGCCAUUUUAAUGGAACACAGUAUGUCCAGUGAAGAGGAAAUUGGGGAUGAAGAGAAGCAGCUGAAAAACACUUCCUUUGAUCUGAAAGAUUACACCGUUAUUAAAGAAGGAGAAGCUGAGAUUCUCAUGCAUGCUACAAAUCAAGUCUUUUACAACAAAACUCAGGUGAACAACAGAGAUAUGUCUAUUGCUGUUUUGAGGACCUUUAUAUCACAACGCAAGCUAGAGCACAAAGCAAUGUUGGCCAGACAAGCUAAGGCUGGCCCUAAGGUACCAGAUGAAUCAGUUUCUGAAAUGGAACCUCCAGCUGAUUCUUCCCAGCAUAAUGGAAUGUCCAGUGAUGGGUGUAAACUCUUGGAAGAGAUGUCCCAAGAUGAACAAUGUAGUAUUUCAGAUGUGCAAACAAGAAACCUAAGGCGGAAAGACCUAGAACUAAAGCCAGCACGAGUUCUUGAGGCUCUUUCAGCUUCUGGAUUGAGGGCUUUAAGAUAUGCACGUGAAGUAGAAGGAAUUGGUCAAGUUGUGGCCCUUGACAAUGACAAAGUCUCUGUUGAAUCUUGCAGGAGAAACAUAAGAUUCAAUGGUUCUGUGGCAUGCUCAAAGCUGGAAUCCCACCUUGCUGAUGCUCGAGUUUAUAUGCUUACCCAUCCCAAAGAAUUUGAUGUGGUUGAUCUUGAUCCUUAUGGAUCGCCAUCUGUGUUCUUGGAUUCUGCUGUUCAAUCAGUUGUAGAUGGGGGGAUAUUGAUGUGUACUGCUACUGAUUUGGCAGUGUUAUGCGGGGGAAAUGGAGAAGUAUGCUAUUCCAAAUAUGGCUCGUAUCCAUUGAGAGGGAAAUAUUGCCAUGAAAUGGCUUUGCGGAUCCUUCUUGCCUGCAUUGAGAGCCAUGCAAAUCGGUACAAAAGAUAUAUUGUUCCAGUAUUAUCUGUUCAUAUGGACUUCUAUGUCCGCGUUUUUGUUCGUAUCUAUAGUUCAGCAAGUGCUAUGAGGAAUGCUCCUCUGAAGCUCUCAUAUGUGUAUCAGUGUAACGGGUGCGAUUCUUUCCAUCUUCAGCCAGUCGGGAGGACUAUCUCAAAGAGUAACACCCUCAGAUACCACCCUGGAUUUGGCCCUGCUAUUUCUCAAGAUUGCAGUGAUUGUGGUAAAAAAUUCAAUAUGGGUGGACCCAUAUGGUCUGCACCCAUCCAUGAUCAAGAAUGGGUAGCUGCCAUACUUGCUGAUGUGAAAUCUAUGAAGGAACAGUAUCCAGCGUAUGAUCGAAUCUGUGCUAUGUUGACAGCAGUUUCAGAGGAAUUACCUGAUAUUCCUCUAUUUCUUAGUUUGCACAAUAUCUCUGCAACACUGAAAUGCACUUCUCCCUCAGCAGUUAUGUUUCGCUCUGCUGUAAUCAAUGCAGGAUAUCGUACAUCAGGGACUCAUGUGAAUCCUUUGGGAUUGAAAACAGAUGCUCCUAUGCAUACCAUUUGGGAUAUCAUGCGUUGCUGGGUAACUGUUCCUUGUUCUGUCAGCUCUUGUUUUGUUGGCCUUGAAAAUGAAAGAAGAAAAGAAAGGAAAAACCCUAAAGAAAAAGUAGCCAUGAAGAAUAAAGGAAAAGUAACUCGUAACAUUUCAUUGCAACUUGAAGUUUCUGUACAAAAAAUUGACUUCUGUCAGGUCAAAAAUCAUCCUGUGAAAGCUCAACCAUCUCACCAUCCUGGAACUGUGAUUCUUUCCAAGGAACCUGUUCUGCAGGCUAAUUUUGCUUGGGAUGUUGAAUCCCCUAGCAAGGGAAAGGACAAGAAGGUUGCUCAUUUCCUUCCUAAUCCCGAAAGGCAUUGGGGCCCAAAACUCAGGGCAGGUCGCCAGAUUACUGGUAAGCACAUGUCCCUUUUGGGUACCAAAGAAGUAAAUAUAUUUAGCAACCCUGAGGAUAGUGAUAACUCUGCAGCAGUGUUUUAGACGGCGAAAUGCAACAAGGGUCUGCCUUGCCACAAAGCGCUCACCUUUUUGAAGUGCGGCGCCAAUUAAUACCCAAAAAUUAAUGUAUUUAAUUGCAUAUAUAAAUAAUCAAAAUCUCAAUAGCAAUAACAUACUAGCAAAUAUUUCAAUUCAAAAACUGAAAAUAGAUGGUACAUACUAAAAGUUUAGAACUUGAAUGAGAAGAAAAACAGAACAAAAGUCAAAACAGUGAGGAAAAAAACAGAGGUAGAAGUACUCUAAAGUCUGAAGAAGAAGAAGGAAAAAGAAGUAUGAAGAAGAAAAGAAGAAAUAUGUAUUGGUUAGUCUCUAGAGUCGCCGAAAAGUCUGUCUGGUUGCCGGAGAAGUCUAGUUGAGUUGACUGGUUGGAGUCGCAGUCUAAGAGUGCAACUGUGCAAAUUUGCAAAGAGAACCCUAAAAUUACCUUUUAACUUUUAUAACCCUGAAUUGGUCGCCUUUUUGUUAAGAAAAUACAAAAGGUGAAGCCUUUCUGGCCAUUGUCACCAUGGUGUCGCCUUUUCACAUAGCAAAUAGGCAAUGAAGGGUCGCCUCGCCUCUCGCCAUUGGUGACGAGGCGAUCACCUUUCACAACACUGGCCUGUAGGCAAGCGUAAGAAGACUGAAGAUGCUGAUUCAUAAAUUAUGUUUUGGCCUUAUGUCUUAUCAAAACUACCCUGGAGCCAAUUUUUAUCUUCUCAUAAUCUGUUUCUUCUUCUGCAUUUC
Messenger RNA from Solanum stenotomum, 2795 nucleotides. Its product is annotated as probable tRNA (guanine(26)-N(2))-dimethyltransferase 1. Gene Ontology annotation, biological process: tRNA N2-guanine methylation. Gene Ontology annotation, cellular component: nucleus. The transcript is spliced from 12 exons. The record is from RefSeq and is a predicted model, not a curated record. Gene Ontology annotation, molecular function: RNA binding. The coding region runs from base 129 to 2054 and encodes 641 amino acids. Lineage: Eukaryota; Viridiplantae; Streptophyta; Magnoliopsida; Solanales; Solanaceae.